Molecule: messenger RNA, 2184 nt
Organism: Pecten maximus
Lineage: Eukaryota; Metazoa; Mollusca; Bivalvia; Pectinida; Pectinidae
Exons: 5
Coding region: 530-1237 (235 amino acids)
Source: RefSeq, a predicted model, not a curated record
GAACUACACAGUAAGGACUUCUCAUCUUGAUCAUGGCAACAACGUCAGUGUCUCUACCGGAACCAGAAGCUACUUCAGAACCGGAAGUUACUGCAGAGCCGGAAUCAGAACCAUUAUCUGAACCAACGACUAUUGAAUUGGUCAUUCCGACAGCAGCAGUCCUCGUGCUUGGAGUUGUCGCUUGUAUAAUCCUCUACUGUAUCAGCCAUCGACGACGGCUUUCUACUCUUUUCUCGUGGAAUAAAAGAGUAAAAGCAAUUCGAGUUGAAAACGAGACUACCAUGAUCCAGAACACGAAUUAUAACUUCCUUACGUCACGUGACCUUUAUGCCUUGAAAAAACUGGAAAACUUCCAAAACAACUUUUGCGGACUGAUGAGAAUUUGCAUUGCCCCGGCUGUGUCUCUAAUUACCUGCCGCUCACUCUUCUUUUGUAUCAACCCAUCGUCAACUACUGUUGGCCGAAAUCGUCGUUUCCAUCUCAACCAAACAUCAACGAUGCCAUUGGCUGUUUUCUUGUUCCUGCUGGGAUGGUGUACGCAUUCAUGUUUGGAUUCGCGUUCCAGCAUGUGUACCAGCGUCAUAGCAAGUUCACGGAUGACAUACAGGAGAAAGCUGAUGUUAUUACAGAGCUUGUAUGGGUCAUCAAAAACUUAAAUGGAAUCUCUGCUGCUACAAUGCUCGAAAUUCUCAACAUUCUAAAAACGCAAUUGAUUGACGAGCUUUACCUGAUCCAAGGCAUUGACGACCAAAUCGGCGCUGACUCUUGGUCAAUUUUGUCCCUGCUGAAUAAGAGAGACACACAGACAGACAAGCUAUCAGGAUUUGGUGGAACACGGAAAGUGGUCAGAACUGUAGAUAUGGACCGCGUGCCGGAAUCACCAAUAGACGCCGCCUUGUACAAGGAGUUAAUUCGAUGUCUCAGGACCCUUCGAGCCCUGACGAUCACUAGUCAGUCUCAAACGGGAAUGCCAUUAUACCAUUGGCUUGUCCUGGAGAUGCUGGGCUUCUUUAGUUUUCUGGGCGUUCUCCUGAUCAGUGCCCAGUCCUACCAGAUACAGCUGGCCAUGUGUGUGGUCACUGUUACCUCUAUCAGUCUGCUAUGUUAUGCCGUCAGUGACCUUGACUCACCCUUCCACGGUUUGCUUAGAGUCGACCUCGGGGUCAUCAGCUCCGCGGUGAUGGAGAUUCAGACGCAUGCGCACUAUCUCAAUGUCAUUACACAUUCUGUUAAGUGAAUGACGGUAAUCGAUUUAUUUUCAAAGGGAAAUUUGUUUACAUAUCCCAAUGACAAAGAAAGGAUUUUACAUGUAAAUGUAUGUGCUUAAUCAUGAAAUUUCUUGGACUAAAAUGAAACGCAUAAAGUACUCUCCUGCAGAAACCAUAAUUUGCAAUAACAAUUUAAAAAGAAAAGAGAAACAUUUUGUCACGUUAAACAGCAUGGGUACUCUACUUUCUUGACAGACUACCCUAAAAUCAUAUUAUUUCUCACGGCAAAUCAUGCCCAGCCUCUAGACUUGCCUCCAUACUCCCAUUGAGCAACUUUGGGGCGAGCUGAUACGUAAGAACACUCCAACAAACCCCGACUUGUUGAUUAUAGCUUUGGAACAACAAAUUAAUUCCUUCCUCGCAGAGAAUCCGUGCAGAAAGUCGUGCAAGAGGUAUCCACGUCAGGACUGAAGUGACGCUUUUCCAUUCGGGGGUAUCCUACUCGGGGUGACUACUUGCAACACAAGUGACGUGACAGUAUUGUAAAGAGUUGACAUGUCCCUUCAUUAUGACAUCAAAAUUUGUACAACAUUCAAAGCGAGCAUGUGUUAUCAAUUGUACAACAUAAUUAAUCGGGUUUUCUCUAUCAAUAUAAUAUUGUUUAUCUUACUGCAGCCGGAUAUGGACAUCUUAUACGGUAGAUAAAAACUGGAUAAUCUAAAGAAAGUGAUUGUCACCGACCAAGUUCUCAUUUUGGGACUAUAAACAUGGCGGAUGUCGUCCGUGAAGCAGAAGACGGUUACCCUUGCAGAACCACAAAUAUUGAUUUUGUUCCGUUUUUCUUGUUUUAUCGAUUUUUAAAAACUGAAUGUCACCAUUCUGGUUGUGUACGUCAUCAUUCUGGUUGUGUACGUCAUCAUUCUGGUUGUGUACGUCAUAAUAUGUAAAUCACAAUAAAGCCUAAACAUCAAAUUCG